CAAUCAUGUCCCUGUCGCCUAAAACAGUGACAAGCAUACCUGCGAUUGCCAGAACUCAUACAAUGCCCAGCAGCACACCUGCAACAACACAGACCAAUGUGAUGAUCACAACCUUCAACCAUACCAGAUCCACAAGUCCUGAUGGAGCAUCCCAAAGUCCAGCAACAUCUACAGCAACGACAGUGCCGAGCGCCACACAAUCCUCAACCGUGGAAAACCGACCCCUGACGACAACCAAUCCAGACACGAGCCUGUCCACACUUGGAAAUAGCACAAGUGUGACCACAGCAACUCAAAGCGCAACCAAAUCCACAACCAGCGCAGUCCCGAGCAACGCAAUGGCAAGGGCAAGCACAGCAAUGGCCGCCACAACCCAAAACGUAAAUACAACCAUGUCCCAGACGCCUGAAACAGUGAAAAGCGUACCUGCGAUUUCCAGAACUCAUACAAUGCCCAGCAGCACACCUGCAACAGCACAGACCAACGUGAUCAUCACAACCUUCAACCAAACCAGAUCUACAAGUCCUGAUAGCGCAUCCCAAAGUCCAGCAACAUCUACAGCAACGACGGUGCCAAGCACCGUGCAAUCCUCAACCGUGGAAAACAGACCCUUGACUACACCUACUCCAGACACGAGCCUGUCCACACUUGGAAGAAGCACAAGCGUGACCACGGCAAAUCAAAACGCAACCAAAUCCUCAACCAGUGCAAUCCCGAGCAUUGCAAUGGCAACGGGAAGCACAGCAAUGGCCGCUACAGUCCAAAAUGUAAAUACAACCAUGUCCCUGACGCCUGAAACAGUGACAAGCAUACCUGCGAUUUCCAGAACUCAUACAAUGCCCAGCAGCACACCAGCAACAACACAGACCAACGUGAUGAUCACAACCUUCAACCAAACCAGAUCCACAAGUCCUGAUGGAGCAUCCCAAGGUCCAGCAACAUCUACAGCAACAAUGGUGCCGACCACCACACAAUCCUCAACCGCAGCAAACAGACCCCUGACUACAGCCACCCCAGACACGAGCCUGUCCACACUUGGAAAAAGCACAAGCGUGACCACGGCAACUCAAAACGCAACCAAAUCCGCAACCAGCCCAAUCCCAAACACUGCAAUGGCCGCCACAGCCCAAAACAACUCAUACAAUGCCCAGCAGCACACCUGCAACAACACAGACCAAUGUGAUGAUAACAACCUUCAACCAUACCAGAUCCACAAGUCCUGA
Molecule: messenger RNA, 1223 nt
Organism: Syngnathus acus (greater pipefish)
Lineage: Eukaryota; Metazoa; Chordata; Actinopteri; Syngnathiformes; Syngnathidae
Product: mucin-5AC-like
Exons: 2
Coding region: 6-1223 (405 amino acids)
Source: RefSeq, a predicted model, not a curated record